Molecule: messenger RNA, 1049 nt
Organism: Parasteatoda tepidariorum (common house spider)
Lineage: Eukaryota; Metazoa; Arthropoda; Arachnida; Araneae; Theridiidae
Source: RefSeq, a predicted model, not a curated record
UAGUAAAACAUGAAUGCAAAGUCACUGACUGUAAAGGGGAAAAUACAAAAUGUGUAGAGGCUGGCAGCGAUUUCACUUGUGAGUGUAAGGAUGGUUUUGUACCAAGAGAUCUUAGUAAAAAAGGACAAAAAGAUGCCGUGUGCAUUGCAACGAACCAUGUAUGCAGAGACACUGACUGUAAAGGAGAAAAUACAAAAUGUGUAGAGGCUGGCAGCGAUUACACUUGUGAGUGUACGUAUGGUUUCGUACCAAAAGAUCUUAGUAAAAAAGGACAAAAAGAUGCCGUAUGCGUUGCGAACUAUGUAUGCAAAGAAUCUGACUGUGAAGGAGAAAAUACAAAAUGCGUAGAGGCUGGCAGCGGUUACACUUGUGAGUGUAAGGAUGGUUUCGUGCCAAAAGAUCUUAGUAAAAAAGGAACAAAAGAUGCCGUCUGCAUUGAAGUAAUUCAUGAAUGCAAAGACACUGACUGCACUGGAAUGAAUACGGAAUGUGUAGCAAAUGGCAACAAAUAUACUUGUGAGUGCAGAAAUUAUUUCAAGCCAAAGGAUGAAGCUAAGAAAGGACAAAGGGAUGCGGACUGCAUUGAAAAAAAUAGAUGCGACCUCGGAGAGUUUUCGUGUCCCUUGCCAGACAGGGCUAAAUGUGUGAUGAUAGGAAAUGACGAUUAUUAUUGUGAGUGUCUUCCUGGCUACGUACCCAGAGAAGGUGAAGUAAAGAAAAAUAAAGGCCCGUGUACAAAAAGUGCAUACAGGUGUGAAGAUGGCGAUUGUCCAGGUGCAAAUACAAAGUGCGUCCCGGAUGGGAAUACGUAUAAAUGUGAAUGUCUUGAUGGUUUUGAACUAGUAGAUGAAAGCAGAAAAAAUACAAAGGAAGCGGCAUGCAAAAGAAAAGGUAAAUGCGACUGUGGAGUACGUUCAACUGGAUGUAAGAGGGAUGAGGACGGAAAAGCAAUCUGUGAUUGUUUUGAAGGUUAUGCGCAGUACAGAGACAUUUGUUUAGGUAACAUCUUUACAUUAGAAGUGAAUCAAUUUGAGUAAUGCAUGCAGCAA